Messenger RNA from Cyphellophora europaea CBS 101466, 1056 nucleotides. RefSeq lists its product as uncharacterized. Gene Ontology annotation, biological process: tRNA wobble uridine modification. The transcript has a single exon. The record is from RefSeq and is a predicted model, not a curated record. Gene Ontology annotation, cellular component: elongator holoenzyme complex; nucleus; cytosol. NCBI's taxonomy places the organism in Eukaryota, Fungi, Ascomycota, Eurotiomycetes, Chaetothyriales, Cyphellophoraceae. Gene Ontology annotation, molecular function: tRNA binding. The coding region runs from base 1 to 1056 and encodes 351 amino acids.
AUGGCUGGCUUAUCCCACCGCAGGACGCAUAACCUCUUACUGAUCAGCAAAUUGCUGAACCAAAGAGACCAUGCUUCCCCAUUCACACUUGUCCUCGAUACUCUCGAACAGCCAGCCAAACCACUUUUGCGAGAAUACAUACGGCGAGCAAGGCUUGGGAAAACCCACUGCAUUUUCCUGGCUUUCGAGACAUUGGUGAAGCCCGAGCAUGUAGAUGCUGUCGUGAGCUGCUGGGACAAGACCCCCUUUCAGAUCAGCCAGGCUGUGGCAACGGCCGCAUCGUCGGUUGGCGGCGGUAGACGUUGCCUUCUCCUCAUUGACUCGCUCUCCGCGUUGGCAUCCUGGUCGGUCGAUCCUGCCGCAGAUUUCAAUCUGACGAGCUUUCUGUCUGCGCUACUUCAACCACCGCAAAAGGCGCAAGCGACACCAAGUGCCAUUUCGCUUGUGGCGGUCUACCACGCAGAUGUGCCUCUGACUUCAACAACUCCUUACACUCCCAAACCUGCUGAACUGAUGGCAUAUCUCGCGACCACCAUUAUUCAUGUUCAUUCCCUCCCAAAUCUCUUGGCAGAGAAGAGCGCCAGAGACCGGAGUCUUGCGGCACCUUCGUUCGGUCUUGAAGAAGGCAUCGAAGGUGUGCUCAUAGGCCUGAAGCCAGGGUUGCAAAAGCUUAGGCCAGGUGAGCGUGGAGUUGUGCUUGAGUUGGAGCACAGACGCAAGAGCGGACGGGGCGUGCAUGAGUGGUAUUUCCUCCCGGAGCCGUCCUCCGCACAGACAGAGACACCCACUCCACAAAGCUUCAAGGAGGUUGCAAUGCUACUGGACGACCAUCCUCUCUUCCGCAAAACCCAGGUUGACAUACCCGUCGAUGAUCAAGACCUUGCAGAUAUGACUUUCGAGCUUGGUCUCACCAAACGACAAAGACAGGAACGAGAAGGUGUCGUGUUGCCGUACUUUGACGCGCAGAAAGGUGGCGGAGGACCAGGCGAGGGUGGGAGAAUCUUGUACGAUAUGGGCGUCGAGGAUGACUUUGACGAUGAAGAAGAUGAGAUUUGA